UUCUUUUGCUUCUUCUGUGAAUCAUGGUGUGAAGAGGAAGGAAGUCUUUCAAUGCUGUUUGGUGUCUUUUCGGCUAACUACAUGAACUGGAACCACAGACUAGAAGUCAGAACAGCUUCCUUCUCUACACUAACUUGUAUUGCUAUGGUUAAUGAAUCUUAUUCAUAGAGUUUUGCUUGUAUGUCGUUUUUAAUUGUUUAUUUGUUUUUUUAUUCAGGUGUGUUUAAAUAUCUCCCAGAACAACAUAGUGAGAGAGGAGAGGAAUCACUAUGAAUAGAUCAGCAGCAAGAGGAUUUCUAGCUUUCCUUCUAUCAGUACCAGUGCUUCAGGGUAAUGGUGACUGGACAGUUACGUACUCAUCUAGUAAUGUCUGUGCUUUAAGAGGAGCAACGGUUGACAUCAUCUGCACUUAUGAAUACCCUGACAACGUACAGUACCUCCCUAACACAGUCAGAACACUGUGGUUUACUAAAGGAGACAAGUAUCAGCCAGUUGAUUUGCUAAGUGAUUCAGACUAUACAGGUCGUGUUGAAUCCAGCUGUGGAGAGGUCAGCUGUACCGGGUCCAGAUGUCAUGGAACAUGUACCCUGAGAAUCGGAGACCUGAGACAGAGUGACUCUGCUGUCUACAAGUUUAGGUUCACAACAAACCAACCAGGAGGGGAAUAUACUGGUGACCCUGGAGUGAUGUUAUCUGUAACAGAUCUCCAGGUGAAGGUGUCCUUUCUUUACCCUACCAGUCCUACCUGGGCAGAGCUGAAGUGUCACAGUAUGUGUGAUCUAGCUGGUGACCCUCCCUACAUCUGGUUCAGGAAUCGACAGAAUGUAGGACAGAGAAUAAACUACUGGGAGUAUAUUCAGUCUGAAGGGAGCUAUUCAUGUGCUGUUGAAGGAUACGAACAUCUCCGCUCUCCUGUAGUGUGGCUUCAGGGUAAGGGGGACCGGACAGUUACUUACUCAUCUAGUAAUGUCUGUGCUUUAAGAGGAACAAAAGUUGACAUAAGUUUUACUUAUGAAUACCCUGACUACGUACAGUACCGCCCUAACACAGUCAAUACACUGUGGUUUACUAAAGGAGACAAGUAUCAGCCAGUUGAUCUGAAGCACAAUGCAGACUAUACAGGUCGUGCCGUAUACAGCUGUGAAGAGGUCAGCUGUACCGGGUCCAGAUGUCAUGGAACAUGUACCCUGAGAAUCAACGACCUGAGACAGAGUGACUCUGCUGUCUACAAGUUUAGAUUCACAACAAACCAACCAGGUGGGGAAUAUACUGGUGACCCUGGAGUGACGUUAUCUGUAACAGACCUCCAGGUGAAGGUGUCCUUUCCUGACCCUACCGAUCCUACCUGGACAAAGCUGGAGUGUCACAGUAUGUGUGGUCUAGCUGGUGACCCUCCCUACAUCUGGUUCAGAAAUGGAAAGAAGGGAAGACAGGGAGUGAACUACAAGGGCCACAUUCCGACUGGAGAGAACUAUUCAUGUGCUGUUGAAGGAUACGAACGUCUCAGCUCUCCUUCAGUGUACGCUCCAAAGACCCCCUCAGUGACCAUGAAUCCCUCUGGUGAAAUAAAGGAGGGCAGUUCAGUGACUCUGAGCUGCAGCAGUGAUGCCAACCCAGCAGCUAACUACACCUGGUUCAAGGUUAUAAAAGGUCCUUUCUCCACAAACUUGAACCAGGGACCAAAGCUUGUUUUUAAACAAAUCCUGACGUCAGACUCUGGACAAUACUACUGUCUAGUUCAGACUGAGCUAAGGCAAGCAUCUAACUGGAUCACUAUUCACAUGAAAUAUGGGCCUAAACACACUUCUGUUUGUUCAAAUCCUUCUGGUGAAAUAAAGGAGGGCAGUUCAGUGACUCUGAGCUGCAGCAGUGAUGCCAACCCAGUAGCUGAGUACACCUGGUUCAAGAACAACCAACCUCUGCUCUGGGAACCAAGUCAACCUCAUACCUUCCCCUCAGUCCGCCCUAAAGACAGAGGAACGUACCACUGUCAUGCAGAGAACAAAUAUGGACAACUGAGCUCUUACUCGAUAUUCUUAAAUGUUACAUAUUAUCCAAAUACCCCCUCAGUGACCGUGAGUCCCUCUGGUGAAAUAGAGGAGGGCAGUUCAGUGACUCUGAGCUGCAGCAGUGAUGCCAACCCAGCAGCUGAGUACACCUGGUUCAAGGAACAUGAAGACUCAGUGAAAGAAUCAGGACAGAACUACACCAUCACUAAUAUCACAUCUGAGCUUGGAGGAAACUAUUACUGCCAAGCACAUAAUGCAAUCGGAUAUCAUAAUUCCACCUUUCUGUUAAUUAAAGUUUGUAUUCAGUGUUUGAAAUCGACAUCACCAUCAUGGACAACAACAGUAGCUGUGCGAGGCAUUGUUGUCUUACUGGCCACCAUACUCCUCCUUGUCUUCCUCUGGAUGAGAAGAAAGAGGGCCUCCAGUAAAGCAUGUGGACAGGGAGGAAGGCCAGAUACUGUGGAGGAGCCACUUCCUGUUUCUGUGCGUGAAAACGUCUCAGCUCUGACCAAUCACUUGGCUCCUGCAGCACAGAGAGAACCGAUAGAAGAGCAGGAUGAACCUCACUAUGCCAGCGUCCACACCUCUCGCUCAGUUAACCAGGAAGUUCCUCGCUGUUGGGUUGGCUCUAAUGUCCAAUCAGACCAAGCAGAUGCUGUCUUUUAUUCUGUGGUCAACAUUAAGAGAGCAAACGCUGUCCCUGGAGAGAGUGACAAGACAGAGGCGGCAGAAACCUCAGAGUUGUACAGCACUGUCAAAAAACACCCCAGAUAUUGAAAGAGUUGUGGCAGCAGGAUUUAAAUAGUGGUACUAGGUAGAGUGUCUCAUCCAUUUAGUUUAACAGGACAAUACGCUUGCUGCAUUUAUUUUCUUCUUCAUUUUUUAAAUAGGGACAAUGCACAUCAAUUGACAUUUUUAGUUUACGCUCAAAAUGUAAAUGUAAAAUGUGCCAGAGUAAGCUAAAAAGCUAUGGUGCUUAAUAACCUGGACUGAUACAUGAUCUGAUGUCUCUUGAUUUUAUUUGACUUAUUUACUAGAUUGUGUAUGUUCCACUUGUGAUGGCCCCAGCGAGGCAACAUCUUAUCCAAGGCCUCUUGCUCUGUUGGUUAUAGCUCUGCUUCAUUGCUACCACCUGCUGGUUACCAGAUGUACUGCACCUGUGAGGUGUUGUCUUAACGAUACCAGCUGCUGGUGACCAGAAUGUACUGCAUCUGUGAGGGGAUGUCUUAAACGGUACGACCUGCUGUUUACCGGGAUGUACUGCACCUGUGAGGAGAGAUCUCUAGGGACAAUACCUGGCUGGGUUGGUUAGCUAAUCAUCCUUGCCGUCUCCUGGCUGCACUAAAAAAAUAUUAUAUUUACAGAGGAUUGCCCCUGCUCAUUAUCUUUUUUCACAUUUUAAUGAAGCAAAAAUGUACACCAACUCCUUGUGGGACCCAAACAGAACCUUGCAGAACUGAAUCUGAAUAAAUUGCUUAUGCUUAGA
Messenger RNA from Gadus macrocephalus (Pacific cod), 3495 nucleotides. RefSeq names its product sialic acid-binding Ig-like lectin 14. The transcript has 12 exons. Bases 270 to 2786 code for a protein of 838 amino acids. Lineage: Eukaryota; Metazoa; Chordata; Actinopteri; Gadiformes; Gadidae. The record is from RefSeq and is a predicted model, not a curated record.